This is a messenger RNA of Racocetra persica, 606 nucleotides long. The record is from the annotation of a GenBank genome assembly. Lineage: Eukaryota; Fungi; Glomeromycota; Glomeromycetes; Diversisporales; Gigasporaceae.
AUGACAACGGAGCAACAGUCAAAUAUUUCUAGUAUGGCAAAGAAACCACUUUUAUUAUAUCUAUUAGGAGAUUCAUUGACGGAAGGAUACAUCAAUUUUGGUACAGAUUUUCACUCAUAUAGUAUCAACUUACAGAAAAGAUUCAAGCAAGCUGGAAUUGAAGUUGUUAUUAAAGAGGAAGGAGUAUCAGGUGAUCGCGUACUUUCAAAAGAUAUGGAAAAAAGGUUAAGGGAAUUUUUAGAGGAAGUUUCGAAUAAAAAUCAAAAAGUUGAUUGGAUUAUCAUACUUGGAGGUACAAAUGAUCUGUUUAGUUCGAGCGCGCAAAGAAUUUUCGAAGGUUUAAAAAAACUUUACAAUGUUUGUGAAGAAUAUAAUGCAAAAGUUUUAGCAAUGUCCAUCCUUGAAUUUAGAGCGGUCUACAAUGGAUUUUUUAGAGAUUAUGCAGAAACGAGCGAAAAUGUUACGUUUUACGAUUUAGCCAAGGAUUUACCAUAUGAAGAUAAUUUAUAUUGGGAUCCUGAUGGUCUUCAUUUGACGAGCGAUGGAUAUGAUCAUAUGGGGGAUUUGAUUUUUGAAUCAUUAUAUAAAGAGAUUAAAUCAAGUUAA